UUGGUACUAAAAUUUUGCGAAGUUUAUUUUACUCAACUAAAUAAAAAAAUAUUUGAUGUGGUCUUAAAUCGUCGUCAUGUUAUAGUGUCUGAAUUGGACAUAUUCGCUGAAGCGGGUGACGGCACUGCCCAUCUUGAAUACGUCUUUUUUACAGUUAUCUUGGAUAAAUCUAAGUACAAGGAGGAAGUGUCUAAUAACUUGGUACGUUUCGAUUUCAUGAAGGGUCCUUACGACAAUCCGAAAAUGAAUGCUUCCAUAUUAUUGAAAAGAGACGUUCAACGUAUACCAUGGCUAAAGUCUUUACAUAAAGACACUUUCUAUCGGGAUAUAGACGACAGUGCUUCCAUUAGAGGCGCGAAUAAAAAGAAGAUCCUUAAUGGCCAACAUAGAAAAUUAGUUUCCAAUGGAGAAGAUACCGAAACGGAUGAGUAUCCAGAGAAAUUACCAACACUGGAUAAUGCAGAAAAUAUUAACGAUGAAUUCCAUGAAUUACUUUCGAAAACAGAAAGCCCUCGUAACCCAAGCGGUCCGCGACAAACGGGCCCAUAUUCGAUGGACGAUUCUACAUUACUUUUACCAGUAUUUAUAGCUAUUGGAGCAUUUAUUCCGUUAUUGUUUUGUUUGUGUAAACUUUAAUUUAAGGAAACGUUGAAUUCCUAGUAACAAAUUGCUGCGCUCACU
This is a messenger RNA of Glossina fuscipes, 681 nucleotides long. RefSeq names its product malectin-like. Gene Ontology annotation, cellular component: membrane. Lineage: Eukaryota; Metazoa; Arthropoda; Insecta; Diptera; Glossinidae. The annotation marks the transcript as partial. Gene Ontology annotation, molecular function: carbohydrate binding. The record is from RefSeq and is a predicted model, not a curated record. The transcript is spliced from 2 exons.